Messenger RNA from Ictalurus punctatus (channel catfish), 1683 nucleotides. RefSeq names its product nodal-related 2 (gene ndr2). Gene Ontology annotation, biological process: SMAD protein signal transduction; BMP signaling pathway. Gene Ontology annotation, molecular function: growth factor activity; cytokine activity; type I activin receptor binding. The transcript has 3 exons. The record is from RefSeq and is a predicted model, not a curated record. NCBI's taxonomy places the organism in Eukaryota, Metazoa, Chordata, Actinopteri, Siluriformes, Ictaluridae. Gene Ontology annotation, cellular component: extracellular region. The coding region runs from base 36 to 1181 and encodes 381 amino acids.
GGAGGCUGCAGGGUGAGAGGCGUCAGUGUAUCAUCAUGAAGGCAGCGGGAGGGUUGGUGCUCCUGCUCCACCUCGGCGCUCUGGGACUGGGAUCAGGAUUCAGCACUCAGAGGAACGAGAGUCAGUAUUUUCCCUUCUACAUGAUGCGUCUGUAUCACAGCUUCAGCACCAAUCAGACUCCAGCACCGCCAUCUUCAUCAUCUUCAUCAUCAGCACCACUUCAUCACCUCCAUCCUCAUCAUCACGUGGAUCCGGACAGAGCGCUGAGAGCCGACACGGUCCGCAGCGUCGCUCCCAGGAAUGUAGUCUUUCGAGACAGAAACUGGAUCACGACCUUUGACCUUUCCACUUUGCUCUCGGAGCGCCACGUCCAGGCUGUCGAGCUGAGGAUCCGCGUUCCUACGGUGACCCUUCAGCCAGAGGUUACCGUGGAGCUGCGUCAUCAUCAGGACCGGCCGUGUCCCAAACGCAGCGUGUGCAUCGAGGACCAGUCACUGGGAUUUCUCCCAGAAUCCUCUCUGAUCAGCUCGUCCAAUCAUUGGAGAGUGUAUAACGUCACGGCUCGGCUGCUCCGCUGGAUGGACGUCGCGCUCUCGCAGAGGAGGAGUAGGGCGAUGAGGAGGAAGGUCAAAGGUCACGCCCCUUCAGGCGUCAAGGUGGCAAACAUGGGAAUGAAUCGCGCGCUGCUGGUGGUGUUCUCACACGAGGGAUCGAAGGACGGAGAGCAGGAUAAAGCAAGUCUGCUUCGUACGGCCGAGCGCUCCAAAUUCCUCCUGAGUGCGGAGAGUCAGGUGGUGAGGAGGGUGAAGAGGCAGAAGAGCCGCCGCAAGAACGACAAGAACGAGAGAGAGAAAGAGAACGAGAAGAAGAGCCUCUGCAGGAGAGUGGACAUGCACGUCGACUUCAACCAGAUCGGAUGGGGCUCCUGGAUCAUCUUCCCUAAAAAGUACAACGCCUACCGCUGUGAAGGGGCAUGUCCUAAUCCACUUGGACAGGACUUCCACCCUACAAACCAUGCCUACAUGCAGAGUUUACUGAAACACUUCCAGCCGGGUCGAGUUCCCUCGCCGUGCUGCGCUCCAGUCCGCACCAGCGCCCUCAGCAUGCUGUACUACGAGAACGGAGAGAUGAUCCUGCGGCAUCAUGAAGAGAUGGUUGUGGAGGAGUGCGGCUGUCACUGACGGAGAGAAGGAUCACAUUUCUACACCUCCGUCUGAGACCAACGACAAACACUCUACCUCUCAAACACAGGGUUCAACGGCGGUGUCCCAAUACAUCUGGAACAAACAAUAACGCUACGCAGUGCACUACACGUCCAGUAGGGCACAGUCCGGUGUUCAGUUUCCUUCUCCCUAUGUCAGUGCACUAGAUACGGAGCGUAGGACGAGUUUCAUCACGUAAGCUCACUACCUAGGGUGUGAAAUAACAGUUUCUGUUCCCUACUACUGUUCUGUAGUUUAUACUUUUUUAACGACGGACUUUUUGUUUUGAAGCACUGCUAAUGCAUUUAAAUUGUGUAAAUAUUUAAUGUAAAUAACGGAUAUACAGAGUCAUAAUAUUUAUGUUCAUAUUAUUUAUGAUUUUUUGGUUACAGGACAUCCACAUAAUGUUUUUUUCCCAAAAUAAAGAAAUACAUUUCCAAUAAAUACUUUUUUCUCUUGUGCUUUUUUUAUUCUUAUUUCU